Messenger RNA from Podarcis raffonei (Aeolian wall lizard), 1277 nucleotides. RefSeq names its product protein phosphatase 1 regulatory subunit 27 (gene PPP1R27). NCBI's taxonomy places the organism in Eukaryota, Metazoa, Chordata, Lepidosauria, Squamata, Lacertidae. The record is from RefSeq and is a predicted model, not a curated record. Gene Ontology annotation, molecular function: phosphatase binding. The transcript has 3 exons. Bases 333 to 785 code for a protein of 150 amino acids.
CCAAAUCUCAUGGCAAAUAGCAUGAGCGGACUAUCCUCAAAAUAGCCAUGGGGAAGAUAUAUAACAGGAGACACCGCUGGAAAUAGUCAGUCCUCAACAGGAGAUCACCCACACAUGCUCAGUGUUUUCCAAGGAAGUCCCAUCAGGAGCAGAAAUCAUAGCUAACAUCCCACCAGUCUUUCAGGUGCAAGCGUUACAGAGAAGAGAAUCCUUUGGGUCUCAAGGCACUUCAAAGUCGUCUGGGUUGCCGUGUGCUUUUUUUAAUUAUUCCUCAACACCAUUUUUCAGUCCUGUCUCGCUGGUCUCUUGCUCUUCCUUCUACCUCUGCCACAAUGAAGUAUUACUACCCAGACUCACUUCCCAGGUAUAGGCGAUAUACACGAGGCCUGAAAACUGUGCGUUUCCCCAAUGACGUUCUCUUCCUGGACCAUAUUAGGCAGAGCGACCUGGAGCAGGUGGGCCGUUUCAUCCGUGCCAGGAAGGUCACCUUGGACACUAUCUACCCCUCAGGUAUGGCUGCCCUCCAUGAAGCUGUGCUUUCUGGGAACCUUGAUUGCGUCAAGCUGUUGGUGAAAUAUGGUGCUGACAUCAAUCAGAAAGAUGAGGACGGCUGGACACCCCUACACAUGGCUUGCAGUGACGGUCACGCUGAUAUUGCAAGGUACCUCAUCUCUCUUGGGGCCCAGCGUGAUGCUACCAAUGAUGAAGGGGAGAAGCCAUCUGACCUAAUUGACCCAGAGUACAAGGAGCUCGUGGAGCUUUUCAAAGCAGCCCGAGUAGACUAAGCUAGUGCCGCUCAGCUCUUUCACAUGUGGAGUUCAGCCUCCAUGGUAGGCAGCAGCAUUUGUUGCAUGCUGCAAGGAGGCUAGCAAAGUUGCCCCUACUACGUUGGCAAGAGUGUACGGCCUCCUAAAAGAGACCACAGUUUGGUUGUAAUGUGUAUGUAUGAGAGUGGCUACCUUGGGGUUUAUCAGAGAGCUAUGCUUGGGAUAGCCCUUCCAGAAAAUGUAAACUUCUCUACCAUGUGGCCCAUUUUCUGGUACCUGUUACGGUCAGGCUUUAGUUAAAAUGAGUCUAAUGGCUGGGACACACUGGCCCAAACGGCACUGUUGUGCAGGAGGUUCACACAGGUGAUUAUGAAAUGAACUGGACUGGGUACCAAUUUGUGUGAACAUACACCUUCCAAUUAUUAUCUGGCAAUGACUGAUUUGAACAGUGCUUUCUCAAAGACAUUCAACCUAUUCAGGCCUGAAGAAUCCUCACACGAUUAUCACAAA